AUGUCGACCAGCAAGGCUGAUGGCGACUCUGCCGAGUCAUGCCGCGUGGGCGUGCGAGUCCCACCGUUUUACCCGGAGAAGCCGGCGCUGUGGUUCGCGCAGAUGGACGCACAAUUCGCACUCGCGAAUAUCAAAACGGACGAGACGAAGUAUUACUACGUCACGGGUCAUCUCGACCCAAAGUACGCGGACGUUGUGGAGGACAUCAUCACGAACCCGCCCGCCACCGACAAGUACGAGAAGCUCAAGGCCGAGCUGAUAAAGAGGCUGUCAGCUUCGCGCGAGGAGAAGGUGAAGCAGCUCCUCAUGCACGAGGAGCUCGGCGACAGAAAGCCGUCGCAAUUCUACCGGCACCUCCUCAACCUUGCCGGUCCAGGUGUUCCGGAGGAGUUCCUGCGGACAAUCUGGACGAGCCGUCUGCCAGCAGGUACGCAGACCAUAGUGGCGUCGCAGUCCAAACUGGACUUGGCCGAGCUGGCCGAGUUAGCGGACCGCAUCCACGUCAUCGCCGGUCCCGCGCAGGUGGCAUCAACAGCUGCCGUCGCCACCGCACCGUCGUCGUCCACCAGCGGUCUGCACGCCGAGAUCGCCGCGCUUAACCGGCAGAUGCAGGCAAUGGCGCUCAAAAUCGAGCGGUUGUCCCGCAACAGAAGUCGCUCCCGUAGUCGCUCACGUCACCGGUCCAGCUCUAGAAGAUCGCAGUGCUGGUACCACCAGCGGUUCGGCGAUAAUGCUAAAAAGUGCAUUAAACCGUGCGACUACACUACGUCGGGAAAUGUGAGGGGCAAUCAGUGA
This is a messenger RNA of Helicoverpa armigera (cotton bollworm), 795 nucleotides long. RefSeq lists its product as uncharacterized. The transcript has a single exon. The record is from RefSeq and is a predicted model, not a curated record. The coding region runs from base 1 to 795 and encodes 264 amino acids. NCBI's taxonomy places the organism in Eukaryota, Metazoa, Arthropoda, Insecta, Lepidoptera, Noctuidae.